Plectropomus leopardus (leopard coralgrouper) is the source of this 1278-nucleotide messenger RNA. RefSeq lists its product as uncharacterized. Gene Ontology annotation, biological process: regulation of autophagy. NCBI's taxonomy places the organism in Eukaryota, Metazoa, Chordata, Actinopteri, Perciformes, Serranidae. The record is from RefSeq and is a predicted model, not a curated record. Gene Ontology annotation, cellular component: mitochondrion.
GCCAUGAGGAAGACAGACGUGGCCAAUGACAGUGCUGGGGCUGAGGAAAUGGAUGGUGUGUCUAUUUUUAGAUCCAGGGAAUGAGGGCAAACCAAAAAGACAGUUGUAGCUGAGCGCGCUCAAGUCGAAGCAGCAUCACUGGCUGGAGACACAGCAUCAUAGAGAAAAGACAGAUACAGCUGCAGACUGUCAUCUGAGAUUGCAAGAGCAGAGGACAGAAGAUAAGACCACCUGGAUUUGACAAAGACAAAGCUAUGCGGCCACGGUCCAGACUUCUGUCCAAGAGGACACUCCUACUGCCCACAAUCAGAGAGGGCACCGAGGAGACAGUAAAGGAUCUGAAUGAGGCCAACACGUUCCACAUCCCCAGCCACAGCCAGGCCGUCUCCUCGGAGGAAUACCUCCUCUCCAUCUGCCACCUGGCUCACCCAACCUUCCCCACCAGGGACGCCUCUCAAGACUACAUCCACACACGGCAGAUGGACGCCGGGCACCAGAGGCUGCGGCUGUCACGACUCAGCGGGACAACACUGACCACCUGUGAAAUCAGCCCCACAGAGGAGGCCAUCAAUAAGCAGCACGUCAAGGAGAAAGAACUGAAUGGCAAGCUGAUGUUUGGCAACACCGACCCGCUGGAGUAUCUUUAUGGACACCAGAACAACCCGUCAGGAGGUGUGAGGAGGGCAGUUGUCGAGGGAAGGUUUAUAAGGCAGCAUGGGAAUAUAUGGGAAGGCACAGCUCGCUCCAGAGCUCACAGCAUCCCCCGCGCUUCAAGUCCAGACCUCCCACGCCAACGCAAGAGCAGCUGCCCUGAGUUACACACAAGCACUAACACCUCUAUUGCGAACAUCUCCCCGAAGCACAGCUUUGCCAGGAGAGGGAGCCCGGCAGACAGAGGAGCAGAGGGGGAGACACAGAAUCCAACCAUCAAACAAUCAAUCAUCUCCCAGUGGAUCUCUGAGUGCAGGUCGGCAUGGAGAGAGGCGCGUGUACGAGCCUGCAUGCUGCCUGCCAUCGCUGAGAUAUAGAGCGCAAAUAGAUGGACAUUGUGACAGAAGAUUCCAUUCCUCAAGAAAAUGAUCUUUUUCUGUCAGUGCAUGAGACACUGACAUUAGGAGAUAUAUAUAUAUGUGUGUAUUAUGCAGAUAAUAUUAAAGGGAUAUGAUUAAAUACACAUUUAACCCUUUGAAACCUGGAGCGAAAUCACUCUUCUUGUUCUGCUGUCAGACACCUUUCACAAGUAUUUAAACCUAAUUUUUUUAAUCAAAAGCAUGGAGA